AUCGUCGCCUGCGGAGAUACAAGCAGCGGAAAGUCAUCUGUGCUCGGGGCUCUGUCUGGAAUUCCGAUCCCGGCUUCUGGCUUCAUGUACACGAAGUUUACCACAGAGAUUGCGUUAAGAUACUUUGUAAAAUCCAUCACGGGACAUACUUUUAUCACUUCAGUAAAGUAUACGUCCGAUCGCCACAAAACUGAACUCGAAUCAUUCCGGAAAGACAUCGCCAGUCUAUAUGAUAUCCUGGAUCUAAUGAACGAGGCUAGGAAGAAGAUGAGUCUCGAAGGGACUUUAGGGGGUCAGUCGAGACGUGUUGCACUUGAGGCUCGACGGACAACAAUUACUAAAUUUAACGCUUGUGGAUUUACCCGGUCUGAUA
Molecule: messenger RNA, 373 nt
Organism: Exophiala aquamarina CBS 119918
Lineage: Eukaryota; Fungi; Ascomycota; Eurotiomycetes; Chaetothyriales; Herpotrichiellaceae
Exons: 1
Source: RefSeq, a predicted model, not a curated record